Molecule: messenger RNA, 2652 nt
Organism: Lodderomyces theae
Lineage: Eukaryota; Fungi; Ascomycota; Pichiomycetes; Serinales; Debaryomycetaceae
Exons: 1
Coding region: 1-2652 (883 amino acids)
Biological process (GO): cytoskeleton organization
Cellular component (GO): cytosol
Source: RefSeq, a predicted model, not a curated record
AUGAAUGAUGAGUUGAUUCAAAUUGAUCAAUUGGAAGAUCAGAUAAUUGAUCAUCCAGACGAACGGACGCGGAAAGAGUUACACGACACAUCUCUAGAUGAAACUUUUCAGAAGAAAUUGAGUGCCAAAGCCAAAGAAUUUGAGUCGUCAUCGCCGAUGAAUGAUGAAUUUGGAGAGGCUGAUGACAGUAUCAGUCAUGAUACAUCUAUGGGAUACCAAUUCUUGAUCACUAAACUGCAUUUGAAUUACCAUCAUCAAGAGUAUGGGGAUAUGCAGCAGGAGAUCUCUGAGUGGUUUACUUUCCAUGAUUUGAAAUUUAUUGGGGGGUUGGAUAUUUUAUUAGAUAGUUUUGAGCUGAAUCAUGACAUGGAGGAAUUGACGACGAGAUUGUUGGGAAGUAGUAUCGGUGGCGAUUUGUCUUGCUUGAAAAAUGUAUUGUAUUUUUCAUUUGGAGAGUAUGCAUCGAAAUCAACAGUUGAAGAGCAAGUGAGGCAAAUUAUUGCAAAUAACUUGAAAUUGUUGGAGUUGGAGGUUUACAAGCCACUAAUUACUAUGUUGCUAGAUUUUAUGAAAACGAGGAUUGACAAAGAUACUUCAGAGAUUACAAACUGCACUAUAUCAAAAAGGGUUGAGGUGAACUAUUUUCGUGUAUUAACCUUAUUGUACAUUUUGGUACUAACAGCAUUGCACAACCCUCAAGAACUGAAACAAUUUCGGAAGUUUUUGCUGUUGUGUAGCCUCUUGGAAUCUGUUGUACAAUUUAUUGAGCAUUGGAAAUGGCAUCAUAAUAACAGCUAUCGUGUGAGAUACUUGGUACUCUUAUUGAACAAGUUGUUGCUCCUUGAAUUUGGUGACAAAGACCAGCUUGCUUCUUGCGACGCGUUUCUCAAUCAAUUGCAUCAUAUCAAAACAUUUGACAAUUCAAACACCGGUAAACCUGUAUUAAAGUGCUCGCCAUUGGAUUAUUUUGCAUUCCGGCAGGAUUUGUUAGACAAGUAUCCCUUGUAUGAACUCGGUGGAGUUAAAGAUUUACAAGACACAUGGUUAAACAAGCUGACAGAUUCGUCGAUUGAAGAACGAUAUAAAACGUUUAUGGCUGUUAAUGCGUACUCCAACUCAUUGUCUAAUAGUAUUGAAAUUCCCAAGACCAAUAAAUCACAUACUGUGCUUGGUCAACUACCGGCACAGCCGGUACACAUUGCCACUCCUUUGCCCUCGCCAAAAUUAAUGUCAUCGGAUUUCAUGUCUGGUGGUGAAAAGAUUAGAAAGUCGUAUCAAGUCAACCAAUCGAUGCCAUUCAUAUAUCCAAAUGAGUACCAAGAUGAUUGCAGCUCAAAUGUACCAUAUGCUAUGUUGGAGGCAGAUGAGAUUUUGAAAAAUUCCGUAUAUGAGAGCUAUUCAGUGAAGCGAUUGUGGAGUGAACGUGAAAAAUUUAUGAAACAAGAACGAGGGUAUGUUGACGCGUAUGACGAUAAAGAUGAAUUUGACUACUCUUUUGGUGAGUUGAGACUUGAGCGUCCAGAAAACAUUGCUGAGAUUGAUAGUCUUGAACGAGUUGAACGGUUUUAUUCAGAAACGUUCUUUCGACUCCACUCCAUUAUUGAGGUGUUUAUGGAGAUUAUCAAGGCUAAUCGAAUCGAUAGGAAUUUGAGCUUGUACGAAUUUGAACUAAACCCAGCCACUUCAUUUAUGGUCAAAUCAACGACACCUCAUGAAAAUGACGAGGCUAUAAUUAAAGUUGAGCAGCUCUUGUUGCUGCAGUUGGAAGUGAUGAAUGUCAAGGAGAUAAUGACAAAGACAGCAGUGGGCAUAAUAUUGAGAUUGCUCCAAUGGUUUAAAAAGAGCCAUGUUUUGAAAUACUAUUACCUUUCGUCGCUUCUUUUUGAUCAGCAGUUUUUCAACAUCAGUUUGGACUUUAUUAGUAAUGGUUUCAACAAUCCAAAUAAUCAAAGCCUAUCGCAUCAAACGGGUGAAAAGAGGGACGAUUUGUUGGAGUAUGAGAUGAUGGUUAAUCAGAACAAGUUAAUGAAUCCACAAAUUAAGAUCCCAAAACUUGAAUUUUUCCACAAUUGUCUUCGGAUGGAUCCCAAAUCUUCUGACUAUACUUUUAUCAACAAGAGUUUUAUUCUGGAGCUUCCCAAACAAUACGAUUCGAAAAAACUUAGCCAUGUGUAUAUUUCCAACUUCAAUCACAACUUCGCAUCCAUUUUGGCCGACAUGUUGGAAAUCAACAACAAGAUCCUCAUCAAGAACCAAAGUCAUCGGAUCUUUUCCAUGAACGAUAUCAAGCCCUCAGAAUUGUUCAAGAUGAUUCUCAUCAAUUACGAUAAUGAAGCAUUUUCCCACUCGAUACUCAAGAUUUUGAAGAAAUUAGUUCCGUACCAAGGCCGUAAAUGGAAAAGCAUGAAUAUGGACCUCAUUAGCACUAUUUACUUGAAUUGCAAGCUAUCAAUGAAGGAUAAUUGGUUGAGUGGGAAGGAUUUGGGGAGUGAGUUUCAUAAUAGUUAUGAUCAGGAGGUUGCGUUGAGAGCGUUGUUGCAGUUUUAUAAUAUCAAGAGGUAUAGUGGUGACAAGCUAGGGUAUAAGUUGAAUCGCAGUGACAAUUUAGCAGAUAUCCCAUUGUUGAAUUUGAAUGAUUUGGAGUUGGAAUAG